ACAGCCUUUCCCAAUUUUCACACUGCCAUGUCCGCACAUUAGCACAAUGGACUCCACAGAGCAGUCAACAUCGUAUACGUCUGGCUCUACGCCCUAUCCUGAUCACUCGAAGCAAAUCGCCGAAUAUGUCGCGACUGGUCGCAUCAGGCCACUAGCUUCGGACCUCUUAGACGAGGAUCCAUCCGGACCCCCAUCUCCCAGGACAUACGCGUAUACAAAACUACCACACAAUGACUCGAUCCGCAUAUUCGUGCUCCAACCCGGCAAGAGCUACGAGCCUUUAACAUGCAGCCUGAUUCUGGCACGACUCUCUAACAUGCCAUACGUCGAAGCCAUAUCAUACACCUGGGGCAAUAGUGAAAGACUAUUCACUGUGUCUUGCGACAAUCGCGAUAUCCGCAUCACACGCAAUCUACGAAAUGCGCUGCGUCAAGUUCGGCACGAAAAUGUCACUCGGCUCCUCUGGGCCGAUUCCAUUUGCAUCAAUCAAGAGGACUUGGAAGAAUUAGGGCAGCAAGUUGCCAUGAUGGGAGACGUAUUUGGCAGUGCAAAACGAGUUCUGAUCUGUGUCGGUGCGGAUUCCGAAUUCCACGCACCCGCUGUGCAAGCCUUAGUAGGCGACGUGAAUGCGAUGAUGGAUCGCAGCUUUGCGAACAUGGAUCUCGAAAACGACAAGUUUCCUUGGAUACUCAAAGAUAAUGACUUGUUGAAGGAUCCGCGCUGGUCAAGCUUGAAGGAACUGCUUAGUGUGCCUUGGUUCCAUCGCGGGUGGGUCAUUCAAGAAGCCCUGCUGGCCGCCACAGCAACUGUGAAGUGGGGCGAGACCGAGAUCUCAUGGGAGCUCCUCGGUCGUACUCAGCGAUGGCUUCUUCGACGUGGGCAGUCCGCUGCAACUACCCACGAUAUCCAUUUAACCCACCUUCUUUGGAACGACUUCAACCAUCGACGACCGACCGAGGCGGGCACGAUGGAAGAUAGUGAGCUCUACUACAACUACACGCUGUUAGAGGUCAUGAACUCGGCAAGACGUCUGAGCAUGAUGGAUCUGCGUGAUCGCGUGUAUGCGUUCUUAGGGCUACAUCGAACCACAUCUAUUGAUAUGCUAGAGUACAUGCGAAUCAGUAAAGACAGGCCGGUCCUUGACUACACGAUUUCUCAUUUACAGGUAUAUCAUAAAUUCGCCUCAGGCUACCUCAGCAAGUCUUCCGAUCUGAAGUUGUUCAUGUUUAUCCAACAUGACGACGAGAGUCUAGCAGCUGGCAUCCCAAGUUGGGCACCACGAUGGGACCUGCACGAGUGCAAGCAUCCGAUCGGGGAUAGCACCUGGCCGCUUCUCCAGUCGGCCGAUGGAUCGGGUCCGAAGGUCGAGGUUCGCUCCGAGGACGAAGUGCAAGUUCGAGGCGUCAUUGUCGACCGCGUGGUAUUGACAUCAGAGCCACAUCCAGGUGACGGCAUCUCGCUCGACAUGGCCCUAUCCACGCUAGGACUAUUCUGGUCUUCUGCCAGAUCCCACGUGUCUCCAUAUAAGCUGAGUGAUCGAGGAAAGCACUUAGCGCGCACUCUCCGAUGCGGUCGUUUUCGUGGUCACCGCGAAACCUGGGACCAACAUGAAUCUGCUUAUAUUCGCCUUCUACUUGGGUAUUCGGAGGUAGCUCAUGAAGAGCGGGGCUAUGGUAUCGAUGUCGAAGCACUUUCUGGACAUGGCGAUGCAGAAUUCGCGAAUGUAGCAUUUCGCUCGCGGCUGGUGGGGAGAAGAGUAUUUUUGACCGAGCGUGGAUAUUUUGGCCUUACGGGUAAUGUAGUGCGGAAGGGCGAUCUUGUUGGAAUUGUUUUUGGGACCGCAACACCAUUUCUGUUCAGGAAGUGUAAUGACAAAUAUCAGAUCCUUGGUGAUGCGUAUGUGGAGAGUAAGACUGGUGGACUCCUGGGGCGAGAAGAUGAAGACUCGUUCCUUGGAAGCAAAGACUGGGUCCACUGGGACGUCGAAGAGCAGGACCUAAUUCUUAUAUGACUACAAUUUGUGAGCGG
Molecule: messenger RNA, 2028 nt
Organism: Lindgomyces ingoldianus
Lineage: Eukaryota; Fungi; Ascomycota; Dothideomycetes; Pleosporales; Lindgomycetaceae
Product: HET-domain-containing protein
Exons: 2
Coding region: 47-2011 (654 amino acids)
Source: RefSeq, a predicted model, not a curated record